Messenger RNA from Paramuricea clavata, 5520 nucleotides. Lineage: Eukaryota; Metazoa; Cnidaria; Anthozoa; Malacalcyonacea; Plexauridae. The record is from the annotation of a GenBank genome assembly.
AUGUUGCAGUCCAUUGGAAUGUCACUUCAUUUUGACACAAUGUGAGUGUGUUUACCAGUGUAUCUGAAACUAUUAACAAUCUGAAAAUCAUUCACCAUACAGUAUUUAGGAAUUCAUUACAUGUCAAUUACAUACAUGCAUAAAUAUUGGAACUCAUCUCCAGUCUCGUACUCCUUUGAGUAGGCCUAAAUUAUUGCUGGAAAAUUGAAAUAGAAAAUGGAUAAUCAAAGCCUCACUUUUGGCUCUCUAUUUCAUUUGUCAAGCACUAUUUCAGGCAUUCAGAUGUAAAGAUGACUGGGGCAUAGUCAGUAAAAACAACUAAAUAUAGAAAGACAACUAAACUAACAAAGAUGUGUUACAUAACUGCAUAUCAGGCUAGCUAUGAGAUGUGGAGAUUUUUGAAUCGGGAAAGGUUUUAAUUCUUUUCCAAGGUAAGCCCAUUCUCGUACCCAGAGCCCUACUUGAGGGGCUCUAGCCAAAUCCAUAUCCCAAAUGGCAUCUGAUUGGCUAGUUCUAACACCGGAUAUUGUUUUCUUACCAUGUUUUUAUGUUAUCCGGUUAUGGAUUUGGCCAGAGCCUCUCGUCGCACCGCGAGUAAGAAGGGCUCUGGGUACGAGAAUGGGUUAAUAAGCCAUUAGCAUUGGAGGUAACUGUAAUGUGAAAGGUGUAUUGUUGAUACACUGAUUGUUUUUUAGAACAAAUUUCUUGAAACAGAGGCUGGAUAAUUAUGAUAAAAUUAUCUCUGAACAUGCACCUGUUGAUAUCCCUGUUAUAUUGUUGCUGGACAACAAAAACAUGUACAGAGGAAAUAAACGUCAUCACCGAAUUUUUAAAGUUCUUGGACCCACAAUGUGGAAUUUCGCAGUUCGGGGUGCAAUUAUCCCCAACUGCGAUGGUGUACGUGAUCUGCUUGACAACCCUGAAAUGACACAAGAACCACAGAAACAGCUAACAACCCUGAAGCCAGAAGAUCUUUUCAUUGGUAUGUCUAUUUAGCAUACAGUAUGUAUAUGAUGAGAGGAAGUCUAUUAUGGAUCUUUAAAAUACUAAAAAUUGUGUUAAGUGUUUUAAACAAUGUCGAAUGCAUGAUUUAGCCUGUAGUCAAAUUCAUCUACAAUCAGUUUCAAAAGUCUUGGGACAGAUGCCACAAAACCUUUGAAUUUCAACAAACGACAAUCCCCCCGCCCCCUGUUCAAUGUUGUGUCCCAUUUCUCGUCGGGUUUGAUGUGUUUUGGUUUAAACAACAUUGAUUGGGGUGGGGGGAGGGGGAGGGGAGCGGUAUUGUGUGUAAAAAACUAUAAUGAUCCACUUACAAGCUAAAACUACAUGUGUCCCAACAACUUCUGAAAGUGAUUGUAGUUCUACCUAUUUACACAGGAACUUGUAUGACUAGUAGUCAUGCUCGGUUUCCCAUGUGAACAAAUAGAACCUGAUGAAUUUGAUUCUUUGACUGAUAAGAUAGUCUACCUGAAAAAUAUAAUGCGAACUUAAUGUAUCACGCAAAGGCUCUUCGUCUGGAAGGACUUUCUUAACCAAAGCAUUUUUGUAAAGAAUCUACCCACAAUAGCAACCCACUUAUGAGAAUUUGAGUACGGUCGGGAAAUUGUCCAGUCUUGUCACUUAGCCUUACAUUGGGGAAUUUAUGAACGUGUAUUAAUGUGCAUGGUACCAAUGCAACAAAAUCAUAAUGAUUUCCUUUUUGUUUUGCUAGUGAAUUAUUAAUUUGGUUGAGGAUUAAUAAUUGAUAUUGUAAAAUCCAACAAAAAAUAGUAACACAUCUGGGAUAAUUUCACCUAUACUUACUUGUACAACCAAGUCCCUUCAUGUGUAAUCUAAGCUUAUAAAUCCAAAUAAUUUUCUUUAAUAUUUUAUAGAGUCGAACCCAGACCAUAUGAAAAAGUGGAGAGACUCAAAAGAUCUGUACUUGGCAAAGCUUUUGGACACCGGAUUAAAUUCAGUUUCUCCUUCCCAGCAGCAAUUUAGCUCCAUGACGGAAUUGGAAUUUACAUCAUGGUUAAAGAAAAAAAAUCUGAAUAGAACUUAUGUGUCAAAGAAAAAGUAUGUGUUAAAUUAUUCAUCAACAUCGUCAGAGAGUACAACAGAAUGUACUAAUACAUUGGUGUUACCACUAUCCCUUGAGAAUAAUGCCACUAUCACCGGAACAGCUUCUGUACUGGAAGAAUUUGAAAAGGAAUUCAAUAUCCCCUGCUACCAUGCGAGAGUUGUUUUGCCGUACGAUGAGAGAAUGAAAACAUUUAAUAUUGACGAUGCAAGAAAACAUCACGAAUUUUUGUACUUGCUACAAGAACACAAGAAAGACAUGGAACAGCUUAUGCAGCAACUGUCAAAUAUGGAAAAAGAACUUACCGAUGGAGAUGACCCAACAGAAGUAGAAAGUGAUGAGGAAAUUGAUGAUGAAGGUGAAAAUGAAACUUUGCAAGCCUAUUCGUUUCAGAAGAUUGAUGGAAAAUUCAAGAAAAUUUAUGAGAAACUCGCUCAAAAAAUGUGGAACGCUCGUCUUUCAGGCGACCCUGCUGUUACUAUUGAAAUGCAACAAUACAUGCGCAUCAAUAGGGCUUCUUGGGAAAAAGCAACAGAUCAUCAUGGAUCCACAGUCAUGCACCAUGCAGUACAAAAUGGUAAUUAUGCUUUGGUGAAAACAUUACUUAAUGCUGGGGCGAAUAUAAAUGUGAAGGAGAAAUGCGGUGCAACACCUCUCUCACUCGCUGUACUCAAAGGUGACGAGGAAAUGGUACGGAUUUUACUCGAAAACUUUGCAAUAUGUCGUGAAAGAUUUUUCACUUCAGUUCCUGGACCAAAAGCAAUUGCAGAAAAGCUUGAUCAUGAUAACAUUAAAGUACUAAUUGAACAAUAUUUAGCUGGAGAAGAUAAACUAGACCUGUUGGUUUGGGAAAUGACUGAAGGUGAUUCAUCUGAACCGAUGGUGGCAACAGAGGAUAUGUUGGAUCGAGAACAGAAGGAUGAUCAAGAACACAAGGCAUAUGGUCGUGAUAUAAAUAAAUGCAAAACUUUGUUAGUUGGCGAUCAGGGAACUAACAAAAUUAUUCGAAGUGUGAAGCAAAAAUCACGGUCAGCAUACGAGUGGGCAGCAGAGGUCCCAGGUGAUAUGCAUGCUAGAGGUGGGUAUAUAGGAUAACUGUAGAAUAGUUACAGUAUUGAGAAGUCCCUUUUUAUGAACAAAAUUCCUCAUGCAGUCUCUUCCUACAGCAUAGCAUAUUCUUGCUCAAACAUCAGAGGAUGUAUGCUCAGUGAAGCCUGUUUCCAAUGCCCACUGGCUGAAUUCGUUCGUGUGGCAUUUUAUUGAUAAUAUUAAUAGCCGAGUUCAUAUUUUGUUACCAGGUAACACAAUUUCCUACUUUGUCCUAUAAUAUGUUGGCAAUGGACAAUUUCCAUAUAAAAUAAAUUUUAAUCUAAAUAAAGAAAAGGGAAUCAAACAUCACAGAUAAAAAGAACAUAAUGAAAAUGGUAGUGCAAAGUUUGGUUGUGAAAUGUUGUAAAGCUUGGCAAAUACAGCCUUGCGAAGUUUGCAAAUUUUGAAUAUGUUUGUAUUACGUGACGAAAAUUGCUACCACUUUCUUCUCACUGGAGUGGCUGCUUAACAAUAAUCCCAACAUCAUUACAUGCAUUAGGCAAAACAAUUCUGGUGCAUUGCGUUCAACAGGUUUCAGGAAUAGGUUCUUUGUGACUGUUCACUAAUAUAACCAGGCCUGGAGCUACGGGGGUUGUGGGGGGUGUGACACCCCCCCCCCCAGUAAUUGUAUUCAGUCGGCAGGACUGCUAUUCAGUCGGUAGGACUGCUAUUCAGUCGGUAGAACUGCUAUUUGGGUUAAAUAUUUUUGGCGUAAAGGGCAAGAACGUGGUGGGAAUUUUAGGAAAAUUUUGAGGAAAAAUGUAAAAAUUUUGGAAAAAUGUAAAAAAAUGUUGAAAAUUUGUUAUGUGCGGAAAAUUUUUAAAUGUUCCGGAAAAUUUUUGUACGUCCGGAAACAUUUUUCGACCGCUAAAAUGGUACACUGACCGAAAUUUUUCUAUUCAUCAACAUCCUUUUACUAUUUUCAGGCUAUUUGUAUGAGGUUUGCAAAAAGACAAUGGGUCAGUCAGGUUUUAUGUGUGUUGCUCAACAUGUCAUGAAAAGAGUCAAAGUUACUGAUGCUGCAUUUGGUGAUAAAAAGUUCCAGUACCAGAACCUGAACCGUAUUGGCGAGGCUGUAACGGAUGUUUCUAUGGCAUAUGGGCUAGCUGCAGUUCAAGAAUUCAUUGCAAGUGAAAUGUUUCCUUCUAAAGACGCUCUUGAUGCAUAUGAACAUAAACAUGGAAACCAUCAUGAGCUUCUUCUAAACUUGUUUAAAGACUGGAUUGAAAAUAACAGCAGUAAUCCUCAAUUCCAGUACCACUGUCAAUUGAUCACUCUCUUCGGCCCAUUGAGGGAGUUAUAUUUAACAAGUGUAAAGUGUGGGGAUGGUAUCGGUCGUGAGGCUGUUUGGAUGCUCAUGUUACCACUGUUUGCUCAGUUACAGAAACGGAACUACUGGACUGAGGCUUUUGUACACCUUGUCAACCUUUUAGCAGCAUGGCCUUUGGCAACUAGAAAACUACUACAGAACAAUUGUUCAGUUAAUGUGAAGGGAAGACAUGGUCAUAACAUUGCCUUGGAUGAGUGGGUGGAAUCAUACUUAGUCAGACCAUUAAAGAAUUAUGCUUCAGGUAAGUCAAAAAUAAGAAUUUGUAGAAAAUAUGUUUUGUGCAUGAAUUACAUAUUUGCCCUGCAAUAUACAUGGAUCACAGAUGUUUAAUACACAGAUGGUGUAUUCAAAUAUAUAACUUUGGCACCCAUAACAAAAUAACAAAAAACUUUUUCUUUUAUACAAUACCAGCUUAAUAGUUAUUAUACGUCAAGGAAACCUUUUAAUAAGUUUGUUUACUGUAUUUACAAGAAAAAGACAUAUUUUAUGAACAUCUUAGCUGUCAAACCCAUUAACUGGCAAUACCAUCCCUAUGCAGCCACUUUAGUAUUUUACUCUGUUCAACACCAAAUGAUUCUACUCAUCAGUGGAAGAGUUACUGCCAGUUAUUGGAUUAAAUCAAUUUAAAAAUUGUUUUAAAGGUUAUUCAAGUGUUAACACACUUAUUUGUGCAAACCUGGAAACUGUUGGAAGAGUUAGACAUGCUUUUGCAGGCCAUGAGGCAUUCAAUAUCCAUCCCACUACCAAUCAUACGGAAGAAGAUCCAUUUCCUGAUCAACUUAAAGGGAUGUGGUUUUGUCUGCACAAGAAGUUUUUUCAACCUAACAAAGAAUGUAACACAGUGCCAGUCAUAUUGGGCACAGGCGAAGAGAAAGGCAAAUUGCCAGGCAGGUUGUUUGAUGUGUAUGAUAAAGGGAAAGAAAAAGUAAAAUUGAACUUUGGAAAAAAAUUGUUUAACACUUUUCAUGUGAUUUCUAAAUCAAACCAGGCAUGUGAUGAAGAUGUGGAAGAAACUCUUAGUGACUGUGAUGUACCAUGA